Molecule: messenger RNA, 1610 nt
Organism: Nematolebias whitei (Rio pearlfish)
Lineage: Eukaryota; Metazoa; Chordata; Actinopteri; Cyprinodontiformes; Rivulidae
Product: protein Niban 2
Exons: 12
Coding region: 165-1610 (481 amino acids)
Source: RefSeq, a predicted model, not a curated record
GGUGUGUCUGUGGGAAAAGAACUGUGGAAGUUUGACACUCGAGAAGUCCCGUCCCCAGAGUACACCGUCUGUCCUCUUCAGAUUUCCGUGGACACAGAGGGACACAGCGCGAUUCGGUGUGAGGACUUGUAUCUGCAGAGGAGUGAAACACACUGUCCUCCACCAUGGGGGACGUUGUUUCCUCUCAUCUGGACGAAGCUAAGCGGGACAUGAUCUCAGCCUGGACUGAAAAGGUGAUGGGAGACUUUGGCCAUCUGUACAAGCAGCAGUUUUCUGUUGCUCUCUUUAACAAAGUUCGCUUCGACGUAGAAGGAGGAGGGGGUCCACAAACACAACUGUUACACCGCAAGAUUAAAUUGGAGAACAAGUCCAUCUUUUCUGGAUCCCUGCUUCAGAACAUUGAGGAGAACAAGAAAUGGAAGAACCGCUUCUUCUUUAUCUCAGACUCGUAUAACAUCAGCUUUUACGACAGCAAAUCGUCCUUUGACAAGCAGCUCCAUCCCAAAGGAACCAUUAACUGUGCCGGCUACAAAGUGCUGACCUCUUUGGAAGACUACCUAGAUCUGACUAGUAACAGCCCACCUGAUGUGAAAGCCAAGGUGGGAAGUUCACCCUUUCUAAAAUUUCCAAACCCAUUCCCUCUGAUUCUGUGGCAUCCUUAUGCCCGUCACUACUACUUCUGUGUGGCCACGGAGAAAGAGCAGCAGAAGUGGCAUGCUGUUUUACAGGAUUGUGUCAGACAUUCAAAUGAUGGUUUAUGCGAGGAGCAUAAAGUCCAAACACCAGCCUUUACUGAUGCAGUCCGACUCUACCGACAAGCUCAUGGGCACUACGGCACCUGGGAGAUGAUGUGUGGCGUUCCAUCCCAGAUUUUGUCUAACCUGGUGAUGGAGGGCCUCCUUCCUGAGCUGAGAGGGCUCAUCUCCCCCCACCUCAAAGGCAAACUGCACGAGAGGCAGAGGACCUGGAUGCUGAUCAGCGAUGCGGUGUAUAGCAUGGUGCAGGAGCAGUGCCAGGCUCAGAAUGAGGCCGUGGUGCAUAAGUGUGAGACGACCCGCUCCUCUCUGGAAGCAUCCAUCCGAACAGACAUGGACCAGAUCAUCUCGUCCAAGGAGUACGUCUCCAACAAGAUCAAAGCUGUGGUUCUCCCCAAGACUGAGAAGUUGCUGAAGGUGAGCAUCCAGCCGUACAUCAGCUCUAUUUUGGAUGCUCUGAUGGAGCCCACCAGCCGAGGAUUUUCUGAGGUCCGAGAAGUCUUCUUCAAGGAGUUGGUGGAAAUGAGCAAGAACUCCCUCAAUAAUGGGACUAAGGAGACCUUGGCACAGCACAUGGAGAAGAUCUCCAUGCUGGCUUUCCAUCCGGUGAAGAUGCAGAGCUGUUAUGAAAAGGUUGAGCAGCUGAGCCUGGAGGGUCUGCAGCAGAGGUUUGAUGUUUCUAGCCCCUCAGUGUUCAUCCAAAGAGCACAGAUCCUCAUGAGAAAGCAAAUGGAUGAUGCUGUGUAUACAUUUGAGCAGAUCCUUCACCAGAGUCUGGAGUCUCAGGGCACUGAGGAUCUCUGUAAGACCAUCCAGCGCUGUCAGGACAGAGUCAUUAAGAUGAUUGUAGAGUAG